Messenger RNA from Nothobranchius furzeri (turquoise killifish), 1333 nucleotides. It is a transcript of the gene fkbpl, whose product is annotated as FKBP prolyl isomerase like. NCBI's taxonomy places the organism in Eukaryota, Metazoa, Chordata, Actinopteri, Cyprinodontiformes, Nothobranchiidae. The record is from RefSeq and is a predicted model, not a curated record. Gene Ontology annotation, molecular function: protein binding.
AAGAAGAAAAGGUAGGUUUUUUUUUUCUUCUUUUAUCUACCGGGGUGUGUUGUUGUUGACUGCUGUAGCAGGUGAUGGAACCUGUUGGAACAUCUCACGGUGAUCAUGAUGGAGCUGAUGUGUCCUCGUGGGUGUCCGUGUGUCCCAGAGGUCUUUGGAUGGUCCAGCAAAAACGUGAGCGGAGUGGUCAACAAGCUGCUUCCAGUACUGGAGAUGCUACUUUCUUUUCAGCUUGUUUAUCCAGUAACUGUCCAGGCUUGGGCUCUCUGUGCCGAGUCAGAGUGAAGAUCCUGACUGAUGAUGAAAAGGGUCCAGAAUCUGACAGAACAGAUGAGAAGCUAGAAGAUGCUGAUGCUGCCAAAUUGUCCGUCACACCAUUUCUUAGGAGUCAAGACUCUGUUCUGCAGGUCCCAGUGGGCGACUGGCUAACCCUGAAACUCGGGGAGGGUUUGUGUGACAUCACAGAAGCGUGCUUGGAAGGGAUGAGAGCAGGACAGAAAUGUGAGAUUCUGCUCACUCCAGUUGGAAAUGGACCCGAAACUGUUCACCAACCUGCAGAUGAAAACCUUCCACUACGUGCAACUGUUGAACUCCAGUCUUUUACACCAGGAAAAGAGUCCUGGGAAAUGUCUGCCAGUGAAAAACUGGAGUGGGUGAAGACACACAAGGAGAGAGGUGGAGUGAGAUUCAGGAGCGGGGAUGUGUGGGGAGCUUCAGACAGCUACAGUCGAGCCCUCAAACUCCUCAUCCCUCUUUGUGGAUGUCUAGAAACUAAAAGAGAUGAGCUUCAAAUCAGAGAGGAAGGAGAAACGCAACAGCUUCCUUCACCCAGCAAACUUAAAGUUAUCAAAGCCGAGCUUCAUUCAAACCUUUCUCUGUGCCAGCUGAAGCUGAACCAACCAGAACGGGCUAGAGCCAGUGCUGCUAAAGCCACUCAGCUGGAGCCCGGUACCUGUAAGGCCUGGUACCGACUGGGUCAGGCAUGCCAGAUCCUAAAUGAACUGGAGGAGGCCAAGCAGGCGUUUAAAAAACUCUUGCAGCUACAACCAGAUCUGCCUGCUGCUGUGAAGGCUCUUAAAGAGAUAACGAGUAAAGAGAGAGAGAGAAACGCACAGCUGGGACACAGACUCAGUAAAAUGUUUAGCUGAAGGUUCAGUGUUGGUAACGGAAGUGUUUUAGUCGCAAAAUUUAAGUGCAUUUACAAGUUUGUUGUAUUUUUGAAGGAAAUUAGUAAUAGUGACUGUUUGAGUUGCAGUUUAAAUGUGAAAAAAAAAUAAAUGUGAGCUGUUCAGUUUGUAGCCUUUUACCUAAUUAAACAUGUUUUGACAGAUAA